AUGGAGUACUCACGGCAGGAAGCGUUUAAAAAGCUUCGGGAGCCAUGCGUUGAGCUCAGCUCAGUCGGUCUUAGCUACCGUGGCCACCAGUCGUCCUCGAACGAUGUUUUCCGGGUUCUUCAGCCAGUGCAUGAUGUCCUGAAUGAACUCUCAAGCAAAGGUGCACUAGACGAGAAGCUAGCAGAAUAUGCAUUCUUUCCGCUGUCUCAUAUAUUCAAUGAGACUCAGAGAGUUCCGGCUAAUUGCUUGGAAUUGGCUGUCAAUUGCUUGCGGAUAUUGAUUGCUAACGGAUGGCGAGAACGCUUAUCACCGCAAAUGGGCAAGCAGCUUAUGAUAUUGCUCACGUUAAUUGUCGGGGGUCCUCCAAGUAAGACCCUCGGCAAUCAGCAAACACAGACCAAACCAGCGGAAUUAUCUAUUGCUGGCUUCGACUGCCUUUCAGCAAUCUUUGAUGUAAUGGAGGGGCCUGUGGCGCAAAGGACAAUUUACAAUGAGAUCGGCACAGCGACUGUUGUCGACCAAACUGUGUAUGUCUUGCUAGAAGGGAUAGCAGAUAGUACAUCUGAUGACCUCUGCGUUUCUGCGGCAAAGGCCCUCCAAGCUCUUUACUGUCGCAUCACAGAUCGGGUGGUACUGGCGAGCAUAAUGCCAAGGACUGUCUCGACGCUCACUAAAGUCAUCAAGCCAACAAUCCAAGUACGACGGUCUUACAAGCUGCUUUCUGCAUGCGUCAAGGUCCUCACACACAUGAUUGAAAUGGUCCUAAAUGAUCAGGUAGCAAGUAUUGCAGAAGAAAAGCCCACUCAGACCCAGAAAAGCGAUGAUGGUCUUGCACUUGAUGAAUCUUGGUUAAAAGCCACGGCUACACAAAUCAAGCUUGCGCUUGCAAAUAUUAUCCAGGUCAGGCGGCAUGAUAGACCUGAAGUACAAGCGGCGCUGUUGGACUUAUGUUCAAUGGUCGUAGAAGAUUGUCGAAGCACGUUACAAGAGUCACUUCCCCUCGUGGUUGAAACUAUGGUCGUGUUAUCUGAUACUGGAGAUGACCAAUCACCUAACAAUGCAUACUCGACUCUUAUGCACCUUGCCACCACUUAUACUGAGGUGCUAGACUCUCUUAAAAAUUCAUUGCAUGCAUGGAUCACUGCUUUCCCAAGAACCAUGCAAAGCAAUGACGAAACGUCAAAACAAUGGGCACUCAAACAGAUAUCGACCGCGUUUCAUAUAUUAUCUCAGAUACAAUCGGGGUCUGAUAUACUCACUACUGGGCUUGCAUCAGGACUAUGUGACAGCGUUUUUGCCGCUAUCAACCAUUCAACUAAUGCACUUCAGCCUUUGAACCCUGAAACGUCGAGUCAAACAUUAGAAGUGCUUCACCAUGGACACCAGUCAGAGUCCUUUCCUCCUGUUAUUCUAGAACAUCGGAGUCAACAGCAAACCCUCAAAGACCUUCGAUCCAUGAUAUUCAGGCUUAAUAGCUCCGGAUCUGGAAGUGACAUUACGCGCUUGGUCAUUAACCGAGUUCACCAAGAGACAGGCAAUUCAAUGAUUGCACCCUUCUGGUUGGCAUUGGAAUGCCUUAAGAGCGGUGCCCAGCUUACCACUUUUGAUGAAUUCAUUUCAUCCGACCUGAUCGACCCUGCAUCGCUGUAUUCCACUAGGGCCAAUAUGAUUGAGGAGCUGUAUUAUAUUUCAUUGCCAAUAUUAAGCGAAUCGCUUCCCGACGAGUCUAAAGACUGGAGGAUCUCAGCUCUUGCUCUAGAAGUAGUCGCACUGCAAGCUCAACAGCUUAACAAAUCAUUCCGACCAGAACUGAUGGAAGCGUUAUACCCUGUUCUCCAGCUUCUAUCAUCACCAAACCAGAACCUUCAAAGGCAUGCCAUGAUCUGUCUUAAUCUACUGACAGAAGCCUGCGCUUAUGAAAACACGAGCAUUAUGAUUAUUGAAAAUGUUGACUACCUUGUGAACUCAGUGGCAUUGAAAUUAAAUACUUUCGAUGUCUCACCAUAUCCGCCACAGGUGUUGUUCAUGAUGGUCAAGCUGUGCGGUGUACGGUUGAUUCCUUAUCUCGACGACCUGGUGGACUCAAUAUUCGGAAUAUUAGACAUGUACCAUGGGUAUCCGAAACUUGUUGAGAUGAUGUUCAAAACUUUGACCGCUAUUGUCGAAGAAGGGACCAAAAGCCCGGCUUUCCUGGCAAUAGACGAUGGCAAGGAUAGCGAAAGAGUUGGACAUCGCAAGAAGCAAUAUAAAAGGCUGCAGAUUUCUACUCUUGCCGAGGACCUGGCUAAUCGAAGAGCGAAACGUGCCAAGCAUAUGGACGAGUUUCCUGAAGCUGACGAGCACGUCUCGCACCCAGAACGGCCGUGGACAACAAAGCCUGAUAAGCCUACUGAACCUGAAGAGGAUAUUGAUGCGCUCUUGAAAAAGGUAGAAGCAGAAUCAGAUGAGCCAUUACCUCCUCCUGACGAACCAGAUGACCAAGAAAAGCCUCUGAGCAAGCCACAUAACCUCUUGUUACAUAUCAUACAAUCUAUCCCUUCGCACCUCUCCUCUCCGUCACCUUACCUUCGUCGGUCAUUGCUCUCUAUCCUAAUCCAGGUAUCACCGAUCCUCUCAGGGCAUGAGAACAGCUUCUUGCCCAUCAUCAAUGAAGUGUGGCCUUCAGUAGCCGCGAGAAUCAGCUUUCCCUCACCUUUCAAUAGCAGCUCCUCAUCAACAGCUCUCAUGACAGGGGAAACACCCCAAUCCUCAAUUAAGACACUCCAAAACAGACCAGACGACGAGUUCGCCUUUCAAGAAGAAAUAUACGUAACAACAACUGCCUGCCUAGCCGUGGAGAGCAUGUGCAAGAGCACCGGCGAUUUCAUGGCCACUCGAAUCGAAAAGGAAUUCCCCCGAUGGGAACGCCUAUACCGCCGCGUAUGGGAAACAGUCCGCCAAGAUGCCGAAAAAGCCAUUCAGAGACGAGCCAAGAGCCGGUCUACUGAGAAACACACAGAUAUACCCUUUUCCCUGUCCCUGGGGCUCUCGCAAUCCCUAUCGCUGAUCACAACAGGGGGUUCCUCAGGUGCACGCGCAUUCACGCCACACCAUAGUCUCUGGCGAGCUCUGAUUUCCCUGUUCAUAACUCUCCUCACUCACGUCCGUCUUCCUUUGUUUAUGGGUGAUCAGAUCUGUGAGUUCCUUGCUGCUUGGAUAGCUCGUUUCGCAGGUCCAGAUUAUUACUUCCACUCGGCUUCCAAUAAAGAAAUCCCGGCUUCCCUCCGCUCGGAAAUCGACUCGGUCAACAACGCAAUCGAGGCAAUGGAAACCUGGAAUGCCGAUUUGACCUGUUUUAUCUUCCAACAGCAAAAGGUGCAGGUGCUUGAUAUCACACCUCGGGAGAAAGCACGUACUAGCCCCAUGAUAAGUGAAGUAUACGAGAACCCCUUGGAAACAUGGUCAUCCCCAGGCAAGAAACUGAAGUUUGCGGCGUUGGCGUUUUGAAUGUAUCACUCAGCAAAUGGGACACGGGGACUCCUGCAUAGACAAAUCUAGAGAAUAUAUCCCUAAAAGAAAUAACGAUUGAAUGAUGUUUUAUCACCCGUGGAAUGUCUGCAUAGUGAUCUAGAAGUACUCAUUACCCAUGCCACAGAAGCCGAUAUGUCGUUCUUAGUAUGCGACCAGAAUAGAGGUUCAACAGUUAAUGGUAUCCCCAUGUCUCCAUAAUAUCAGGGCUCAUUUCUCACGUCAUAAAAACUUGGUUUAAAGCAAUGUUCAAGAUAGUAAAGUAGAGACGAAAGGAGUAAUUGCCUAAUAUAGGUACAUACAAAGAAGGCUUGCUGACAAAGGGGUCUCUUGGUUGUGUGGAGCGACACUGAGGUAGUAUGAGGACUGUGAAACCAAGCCCUAUGUUAUAAAAGGUCUCGACUCAUAGAGAGCUAUAACAAUAAGUGCCCUGCUGGUCUCUUUAGUCAUGCCAUUUUCACUCCUAACAAAUUCGUGCUCUAGUGACAAGUGUAGACGGUGUAAAUAUGCCCUAGUAAUUUAUAAGAGGUACUUAGUAGUACAAGUAUACUGCAUGCAUAGAACGGCGAAUGGGGUAGAACGGCGCUACAAUGCCUGUAGUAACGACUCAGGC
Aspergillus alliaceus is the source of this 4120-nucleotide messenger RNA. RefSeq lists its product as uncharacterized. Gene Ontology annotation, cellular component: cytoplasm. The coding region runs from base 1 to 3486 and encodes 1161 amino acids. The transcript has 2 exons. Gene Ontology annotation, biological process: chromatin remodeling. The record is from RefSeq and is a predicted model, not a curated record. NCBI's taxonomy places the organism in Eukaryota, Fungi, Ascomycota, Eurotiomycetes, Eurotiales, Aspergillaceae.